Messenger RNA from Condylostylus longicornis, 989 nucleotides. RefSeq names its product RPII140-upstream gene protein (gene 140up). The record is from RefSeq and is a predicted model, not a curated record. NCBI's taxonomy places the organism in Eukaryota, Metazoa, Arthropoda, Insecta, Diptera, Dolichopodidae. The transcript is spliced from 2 exons. The coding region runs from base 180 to 947 and encodes 255 amino acids. Gene Ontology annotation, cellular component: mitochondrion.
UUUUGACAUAUCAAUUGUCGAUUUUCAUGUAUUCAUGAGCAAACUUACAAAAUUUGUUGUGUGUUCAUACAUAUGUGCAUAAAAUGUUUAUUUGAAAAAUAGCCAGGCAAUCAACACCCACAUUCGUUAGCGAGUUUCCCAGAGUUAGAAAAAAUUUAUGUAGUGCUUAAUCAAUAAAUAUGUAUUACAUAAAACAUUUUCGCCCCUUUGUUAUUUGUGUUGCACCAUUUUUUGAUAUCACAACCGCCGAUAAGAUUACUUCGAAUCGGACUAACGAAGAAUUUCAAAAGAGAAAACAGUCUUCAGAAACUGGAUUGGACAGAGUUAAAAGAAUGUUUAAAUUAGAUGAACAUGGAGCUAUAUCGAAUGAACUUAAUUCCAUUCAUCAAGCUGGGUUUUUGGGGUUUUUGAUUGGAGCAAUCUAUGGCGGUGUUAUUAAUUCAAGAAAGGCGUAUAUUGAUUUUAUGGAAAAUAAUGAAGCAACUGCUUUUAAAUCUCACUUAGAUGCUAAGAAAAAGCUUCAAGACCAAUUUACAGUUAGUUUUGCUAAAGGAGGUUUCAAAUGGGGUUGGCGCAUUGGAUUAUUUACAACAUCAUAUGUUGGAAUAAUAACCAUUAUAUCGGUUUAUAGAGAAAAAUCAUCAAUUUAUGAAUAUUUAGUUGCUGGUUCAACAACAGGAGCUAUUUUUAGAGCCAAUUUGGGAUUGCGUGGAAUGGCUGCAGGAGGAAUAGUUGGUGGUACUUUAGGAGGAAUAGCUGGAAUUAUUUCACUACUUUUAAUGAAAGCUUCUGGCACAACAAUGGAAGAAAUCCGUUAUUGGCAAUACAAAUGGAAGUUAGACAGAGAUAAUGUUGUCAAUGAAUCAAUUAAGAUAUUAGAGCCAGAUAAUCAAUUGAUUCAACAUCACGAUAGAAAAGUUAACACAGUUGACAUAAAAAAAGUGUAAAAUACAUGAUUUAAUCAAAAGCAUUUUCUAUCAAUUUUUUAA